AUGGGGGACAUUGUGCAGAACCAAGAGUACCUAAUCUCCAGUGAACAGCAUCAUCGUGACGAGUUGGAUAUUCUUGUGACUGUAUUCAUCCCACUCUACCCUCCUCAGGGGAACGCAGAGGGCAGCCCAGGGUUCCAUGUGGUCCUGGGGAACGAGGCCUGUGACCUGGACUCCAUGGUGUCAGCUCUGGCCUACGCAUACUUCCUGUCCAAGACACUUGAUUCUGUGAAAAUUCCUCUUCCCGUUCUGAACAUUCCCCGGCAAGAGUUCCCGCUGCGCACGGACAAUGCCUUCCUGCUGAGAGAGAGUGGCCUCUCCCAGGAUGACCUGGUGUUCCGGGACGAGGUGGACCUGGGGAGUCUACACCGGGCCGGCCGGCUGGACCUCACACUGGUGGACCACAACGUGCUGCCCAGCUCUGACCGUGAUCUAGAGGAGGCGGUGUUGGAGGUGAUCGACCAUCACCUCCUGGAGAGGAAGCCCUCACCCUCCUGUCCCAUUACCGUGGAGACGGUGGGCUCCUGCACCACCCUGGUGACAGAACGGAUCAUCCAGAAAGCCCCUGAAGUCCUCGACCAACAGGUGGCCCAGCUCUUAUAUGGCACCAUAGUGUUAGACUGUGUGAACAUGGCCCCAGAGGCAGGGAAAGUCACCCCUAAAGACAGCCAGUACGCUGUCCUCCUGGAGACGCACUUCCCCAACCUGCCACCAAGGGGCGUCCUCUUCCAGUCCUUGCAGAAUGCUAAAUUUGACGUGUCAGGUCUCACCACAGAACAGAUGCUACUGAAAGACAUGAAGGUGGCAUCGGAAGGAGAUUUAAAACUGGCAGUCAGUGUGAUAUAUAUGACACUGGAGGCUUUUCUACAGAGACAAAGCUUACAGCAAGAGCUCUGUGAGUUCUGCCACAAGCACAGCUACAACCUGGUGGUGGCCAUGACGAUCUCCUUCAACGAUAACAAGGAGCCCUUCAGGCAGCUGGCUGUCUACAGCUCCAGCACCCUCUACAGGGGGGAGAUGAGCCAAGCCUUGGAGCAAGCCCGGAGCCCCAGUCUGAGCCUGAGUCCAAUGAGCAGCCCUUACUCGGACAUCAGGGCUUAUCUCCAGGGCAACACGUUGGCUUCCAGGAAGAAGGUGCUGCCCAUCAUCAAGGACUUCCUGAGGGACAGGGAGCGAAGAGAGGUGCAUUGUGGGAGCCUAGAGGAGAGCUACGAGGCACCAUGGCAACGAGCGUGCACUGAGGACGCUGGGAUAGAGGAGGACUCCUACUUCCCCCCCACCCCUAUGAACAGUCUGGUGGAGGGCUGUCCCCUUGACAACGGGCUGCCCAAGAUCAGCGCUGAAGCUCUGACGGAGAAGUUCAGCAAGAUGGCCAGCGAAGAGGAGAACGCAGGGGGGCACUGAUGUCACUCACACUCCUGGUGGUCAGCGGAGCUCCCAAGCUCACUAACCUGUAUAACAGCUGGAUGGCCAGAGAGUUCUCGUAACAGGAUUCAGACCAGUCAGUACAGAUUGUUUGUGACUGUGCAGGGUGUUAAGGUAGGCACAACAUUGAUCCGCUGGGACGAGGACUGGGAGUCACACUGUUCCCAAUACAGAGGAGUAAACAAUCCACUGGCAAUCAUAUUGGAGAUGAUGGAAAUGUAUUGAAAAUAUUAGCGGUCCAAGGCACUGCAUCUCAGUGCUAGAGGCAUCACUACAGACGCUGGUUCGAUUCCAGGUUGUAUCACAACUGGCCGUGAUUGGGAGUCCCAUAGGGUUAGGGUUUGGCCGGGGUAGGCCGUCAGUGUAAUAAGAAUUUGUUCUUAACUGACUUGCCUCGUUAAAUAAAGGUUCAAUCAAAAAAUAUUAGUGACACUGAUGCUUUCAUCCUUGAAUGGGAAUAAGACAUUUAAGUGGGAACCUUGUUAAUGGAAAAAUACUCCCGGUUGUUAUGUUUCCGGGAAAUACAUUUUGCUGUAGAUUUAAGAAAAUAGAUCCACUCUCUCUCUUCUCCCCAAGAGUGUGUGUGCAGCCUAGACUAAUGUGUAUAUGAACAUUUUUGUGAUAGAUGCCUAAACCAAUAUGUGGUCUUCUUACUAAGGAAACAGGGAUCUUAAUCCAGGAGGGCAUUGAAUGUCUCUACUGUAACCAAGAAGCUUGAUCUUGACAUCUAGGCACUGUGCCCUAUACUAAUGUGUAUAGGAAGAUUUUUGUUUUAGAUGCCUAAACCAAUUUGCGGCCCCACUUUAUUUGGAUAGUCCAGCUGUAGAUGCUCUAAAGAUGGUCAAACUAUCUGUUGAUAAGCAACUGCUUACUAAGCUUAGGGUAAGGGUUAAUAGUUAGAGUUGGGUUUAGGGUAAGAGUUAAGUUUAGGUUAAGGUUGGCAUUUAGUACAUAGUUUGUUGAAAUGUGAUAGUCUGUAGAGCAUCUACAGAUGGACUGUCCAAGUAAAGUGUUACUCUGCAUGAUAUGCAGUGUUGAUUUGACAUAAUUGAUAAGCAGUUUGACGUUGAAAUGUUUGUGUUGAAUAGUUAUUGCUAGAGAUAGCUAGACAUUAUUCCUUGACUGACUGUUUUAUUGAUAAUAAAUCAGUUUUGAAUGUUCUUCUGACUCAAAACACCAUUAUAAUACUGUAUCUUCUCCAAAUGAAAGAUUUUGUAUACUACAAAUGUAUGUAAACAUAAUUAAAAAAAUAUUAUUUAAGAAUUAUCUGAUUAUAUGCAAUUGUUUUGCAAGAAGAUACAGUAACUUCCGUUUGAUAGUGGUAAAGCACUUGGUACCAAUGAUAUUGCUGAUGUCAUGUUAAUUUGAAUAUAAUACUUUGAUCUCUUUUAUCUGAAACUAGGACUCCCCAGAACCACUCAAGGUACUGCCAGGCCUGAUGUAGUCUAAUUAAAUGACUGUUUAUUUCAUAAAAUGCUCCAAACGGAUGAGAACAGUGUUCUUUGAGAUCUAGCUAUAAUCUGCACCAAAAGGUAGAGUAGAUUUCAGUCAAGGUUAGACCAUUGGCAGAUGUUAUGAAGGACAAUCAAGUGAAAAAUGUCAGUUUGACCUUUUUAAUCAUUUGGAAACCAACUGACUAAAGUUUUACAGUUAGAAAUGUAAUGGUUUCACCUGAAAUGUUGAAAAGGGUUAAAUAGUAUUAAAGUUUCUUAUCCUG
Messenger RNA from Salvelinus fontinalis (brook trout), 3139 nucleotides. Its product is annotated as exopolyphosphatase PRUNE1-like. The record is from RefSeq and is a predicted model, not a curated record. NCBI's taxonomy places the organism in Eukaryota, Metazoa, Chordata, Actinopteri, Salmoniformes, Salmonidae. The coding region runs from base 1 to 1401 and encodes 466 amino acids. Gene Ontology annotation, cellular component: cytoplasm. Gene Ontology annotation, molecular function: exopolyphosphatase activity. The transcript is spliced from 8 exons.